Molecule: messenger RNA, 1254 nt
Organism: Diospyros lotus (date-plum)
Lineage: Eukaryota; Viridiplantae; Streptophyta; Magnoliopsida; Ericales; Ebenaceae
Product: UMP-CMP kinase 3-like
Exons: 13
Coding region: 208-948 (246 amino acids)
Biological process (GO): CDP biosynthetic process; 'de novo' pyrimidine nucleobase biosynthetic process; UDP biosynthetic process
Cellular component (GO): nucleus; cytoplasm
Molecular function (GO): ATP binding; UMP kinase activity
Source: RefSeq, a predicted model, not a curated record
UAUACCGUUGGUACCAUAGAAGUUCUCCGUUCCCGAGAGAGAGAGGGAGAGGGAAAGCGUAUUUGCUACUCGCUCUCUUGUUCUGGUAUUUUGCUCAGAUCGAUCUGAUCUCUCUCUCGCUCGCUCGCUUGCGCGCGCGCUCUCUGCUGACGCUCGAACAAGGGUUCCUCUCUUUCCAGAAUAUAGUUUACAACUUUGUUGACAGUCAUGGGGAAUAUUUUCGCCAACACAAACAAGGGAGCAAAUGGAAGAUUGCCAGCUGGAAAGCAGGAACAAAAUGGAAGCUUGCUGACUAAAAAGAAGGAAGAAAAUGGAAGAUUGCCAAGUGAAAAGAAGGAAGCAAAUGGGAACGUCAAAAGUGAAAAGAAGGUUACGGUUGUUUUUGUCUUGGGUGGUCCAGGCAGUGGAAAGGGAACUCAGUGUGCAAAAAUUGUCCAACACUUUGGGUACACCCAUCUGAGUGCUGGUGAUCUUCUCAGAGCAGAAAUAAAGUCUGGUUCUGAAAAUGGGACCAUGAUUGAGAACAUGAUUAAGGAGGGAAAAAUUGUACCUUCGGAGGUAACUGUUAAGCUUCUUGAACGAGCAAUGCAGCAAAGUGGUAAUGAAAAAUUUCUUAUUGAUGGUUUUCCUCGUAAUGAAGAAAACCGUGCUGCAUUUGAGACUGUUACUGGUAUUCAGCCAAAAUUUGUACUGUUUUUUGAUUGUCCAGCAGAAGAAAUGGAGAGGCGCAUUUUGAGCCGAAACCAGGGAAGGGAUGAUGAUAACAUUGAUACAAUACGGAAGCGGUUUAAGGUUUACAUGGAAUCCAGUCUCCCUGUGAUUGAAUAUUACAACUCUAAAGGGAAGGUUAGAAAGAUUGAUGCUGCAAAGCCUGUUGAAGAGGUUUUUGAAGCUGUAAAAGCAGUUUUCACCCCAUUGAAUGAGAAGGCAGUGUUACAGGCUGUCUAGAUGCUGCAAUUUUAGGCAAGAUAUCAAUCCAGAUGCAAUAUUAGGUUCUGCUUUCAGGGAGCUUAAAGACACCAUAUUUGGUCCCAUUUGUUACUCAUUGUAGAAAAUUAGUUGUAUCACUAUUUUUACUAUUCUUUGUAAACAGAAGUUAGCAGUUUACAUGUGAGAAUUUGCCCUCUACAGUCAUUAUGGUUACAUUGCAUAGAAAAAGAAACCCUACUGUUGUGUUGUGAAGUAGGAUUUGUGGAAAAAGAAAGAAACAAAAGGAAAAUAUAUAUAUAUAUAUAUUCUUAUGUUUAUAUGCAA